Molecule: messenger RNA, 1066 nt
Organism: Drosophila sechellia
Lineage: Eukaryota; Metazoa; Arthropoda; Insecta; Diptera; Drosophilidae
Exons: 2
Coding region: 82-480 (132 amino acids)
Source: RefSeq, a predicted model, not a curated record
UUAGUUGUCAUCGUGGUCGACCGAAAAAUCCAAUAUCGACCCUCCUGAUCCUCCAGAAGAUCCUGCUCCUUUGUCCAAGAUAUGGAAAUGGUUCACACGGCCAUUGGAGUUGCGGGCAUAGUGGCCCUGUUUAUGGUAGUUUCCCGUUCGGUGACUCAAGUGGGUGGCAGGGUGUUAAACCAAACCCGUGAUCCGAUCGCUGACCUUGUGAGACGCGGUGGUCCAGUGGCGGAUCAGCUGUCCGCCGUCGAGGGGGAAACUCCUCUAGUAGAGGGCGAUCGCAUGGAUGGCGCCUGCUCCGUGGUGCAAAGUAUUGGAGGCAAGGCGUGUGCCUUUGUAGGGCCAUUGCUUCCAAAGUUUGGCAGUGAACAUAAUUCAGAGGGCUCACCGAAGGAAGACGAAAAGGAUGAAAAUGACUCGGAGCCGGUAGCAGUAAAAGCUGAAACACCGCCAGCGGCAGAAUUACCCGAAGAGGAGUAGGAUCUGGUCAGCAAUUAAAGCUACCAGAAUAUAAAAGAAAAUUUUUAGUAUUUUCGAGUUGGCCUUGGAAAUAAACUUCACUCAAUUUGUGGGCUUUCUGUGAUUCGAAACCUAGAGACCUCAUUCAUUUUGAACAGCUUGGACUGAACACAUCUCUUUCGUGAAAUAAAACACAAAAAAAAAAUAUGAAAAAUUGAACAAAAAUUCUAAAUUCGUAGCCAAGGACUAACUUCAACGUAUUUCUUCAGCAGAAAAAAGAUUCCAGCCGUACCUUUUGAGCCCCACCUGCAGAUUUUAGAAGUGAUUCAAGUGUCCUUGACCAAAUCCAAACUUUCAAGAUGGUUCUGAUGCUUUGCUGCAGCUUCGAUCCCUUCUACGUUGGACCCUGCCCACCCGGCUGCCUGGCUCCCUUGAUGGGAGGAACUCCCUAUUGCGGAUGUGGUCCCUGUGGAGGUUGCUGUAGUCCUUGCUGUGGUCCUUGUGGUCCUUGUGGUGGAUGCAGCUCGUGUCCUUGCGGUUGGUGAAGCGCCCACUGAAGAUUAUGGACUUCAACCGCUAUCAUAGGCAUUGAUACGGCAGCAAGCGG